Messenger RNA from Cylindrotheca closterium, 1899 nucleotides. NCBI's taxonomy places the organism in Eukaryota, Bacillariophyta, Bacillariophyceae, Bacillariales, Bacillariaceae. The record is from the annotation of a GenBank genome assembly.
AUGAAGAUUGCAAAAUCGUUUUGCCUGCUCUUCGUUGCUUUCGUGGCUGUUGUCGCCCAUGAUGUGAAGGACAACCAACACGAACGAGAACGAUCCUCUUCUAACGUGGAAGCAAAGCAAAUCCGCACCAAAGAGGAUGCUCGAACCGAGCACACUGGGGCUAGAAACGAAGUUCAUCCCAAUGCAAAGCAUACUCGCACCAAAGAGGAUGCCCGAACCGAGCACACUGGGGCUAGAAACGAAGUUCAUCCCAAUGCAAAGCAUACUCGCACCAAAGAGGAUGCCCGAACCGAGCACACUGGGGCUAGAAACGAAGUUCAUUCCGAAACAAAACAUACUCGCACCAAAGACGAUGCCCGAGCAUCACUUACACCCCCCGAUAUGCUGUGUGAGUAUGACUACUAUGGAGAAUGCGGUGGUUAUAUAUGUGAUGGAAUCUGCGUAGUCGCACAGCCUGAUGGUUCUACGUGUGAUUAUAACGAAGGAUGCUACACUUGGAAAUGUGUGCAUAACGUUUGCGAGCAUUCGGAUCAUGGAGACUCUGGUGACGCUUGUGACGACAACGAAGACUGCCAAUAUGACUUGGAAUGUGCAAGUGAUGGAUUCUGUGUACCCCGUGCGUGUGAUUCUAACUUUUCCUGCGGUAGUGGAAAAUGUGUGCAUAACGUUUGCAAAGAUUGGGAUCAUGGAGCCGCCGAUGAGGAUUGUGACGACAACCAAGACUGCGUGUAUCCCUUAGUAUGUGCAGCUGAUGGAACCUGCGCGGCCGCCAAGCUUGCUGGUGCUGCGUGUGAGACUAACUCUAUCUGCGAGAGUGGAAAAUGUGUUCAUAAUGUUUGCAAGGAUUCGGAUCACGGAGACUCUGGCGACGCUUGCGAUGACUUAUAUGACUGCAGCUAUGGCUUGGAAUGUGCGAGUGAUGGAACCUGUGUACCCAGUGCGUGCGAUUCUAACUUUUCCUGCGGGAGUGGAAAAUGUGUGCAUAACGUUUGCAAAGAUUGGGAUCAUGGAGCCGCUGAUGAGGAUUGUGACGACAGCGAAGACUGCAUGUAUCCCUUAGUAUGUGCCGCUGAUGGAACCUGCGCGGCCGCCAAGCUUGCUGGUGCUGAGUGUGAGGUAAACUCUAUCUGCGAGAGUGGAAAAUGUGUUCAUAACGUUUGCAAGGAUUGGGAUCACGGAGACUCUGGUGACGCUUGCGAUGACGCAUCUGACUGCAGCUAUGACAUGGAAUGUGAGAGUGAUGGAACCUGUGUACCCCGUGUGUGUGAUUCAAACUAUUCCUGCGGGAGUGGAAAAUGUGUGCAUAACGUCUGCAAAGAUUGGGAACAUGGAGCCGCUGAUGAGGAUUGUGACGACAGCCAAGACUGCAUGUAUCCCUUAGUAUGUGCAGCUGAUGGAACCUGCGCGGCUGCCAAGCUUGUUGGUGCUGCGUGUGAGACUAACUCUAUCUGCGAGAGUGGAAAAUGUGUUCAUAACGUUUGCAAGGAUUGGGAUCACGGAGACUCUGGCGACGCUUGCGAUGACGCAUCUGACUGCGAUUCUUGGGAUUCUUGGAACAACCUAAAGUGUGCACCUGAUGGAAUCUGCAGACCUCAGCUUGCUGGUGCUGAUUGUGAUUCUAACGAUCAAUGCUACUCAGAUAAAUGUGUGCAUAACGUUUGCGUAGAUUGGAGUCAUGGAGAAGCUGGUGACAAAUGUGAUGAAGACAAGGACUGCGAAGCUUGGCUUGGCUUAGUAUGUGGAAGUGAUGGAACCUGCGAAGCCACCCCAAAGCUUGGUAUCGGCGCUGUGUGUGUUUCUGAUGUUUGGUGCGAGAGUGACUAUUGUGAGAUUGAUGAAAUGCAAUGUAUCAUGAGUAGUUCUUGCGAAGGUGUUUGCCAAGAUGGAUAUCAUCCCUGA